Molecule: messenger RNA, 568 nt
Organism: Nomia melanderi (Alkali bee)
Lineage: Eukaryota; Metazoa; Arthropoda; Insecta; Hymenoptera; Halictidae
Source: RefSeq, a predicted model, not a curated record
GUCUGUUUUCGACACUUAAUUUCUUUAUAUAUUGUAUGUAACAUUAAUGUGAUAUCAAACUCUGUUUAAUAAUGGAUUGUUUUAUUGAAAUUAACAGAUGAAUUGAACCAUUCAAGAUGUCGUCGCAUUUGAAUUGGAUGAUUAUUCGUAAUAACAAUGCCUUCCUUCUUAAGAAGCGCAACAUCAAUAAACCAUUCUCCACGGAGGCAAAUAACUUGACCAACCUCAGCAGCUAUCGCUAUUCUGGUCUAAUUCACAAGAAGAGUGUUGGUGUUGUUGACACUCCCGACAAAAAGGGAUUUACAGUUGUUUAUAAGAAAGUCAGAGCAGUUAACAAGCCUGCAAAAUCUACUGUUAAGUGUACAAUGAAAGCUGGAGCUCGCCGUUCUCUGUACAAACUGAAGAGGUUACUUACAAAGAACAAGUAUAGAGUGGACUUGACUAAGGUUGCAUUACGCCGUGCUAGUGCUGUAUUGAGAUCCCAAAAGCCUUUACCUGCUAAGAAGACCCGUACAACUAAAAAGGCUGAUUAAUUUGUAUACAUUAAUAAAUACACAUUUUAAUGUAA